CUGUCAAGACGAACCUUGAAUAGAUUCGCAAUCAGUCUACUAUCAGUUUACUAUAGAAAAGCGGAUUUAACAUUGGGAAUAACGAAGAUGUGGUUAUUGUUAGGUAUCGGAGUUCUGAUCUUGAGUUUGGUGUGGGAUACCAGACGCAAACAAUGGAGAAUGAACGUCUUUGAGAAGUCCAAGAUUUCGGGACCAUUUUCGAUCCCAAUAGUGGGCAAUGGACUGCAGGCCUUGACUUUGAGGCCGGAAAAUUUUAUUCAGAGGUUUGGCGACUACUUCAAUAAAUAUGGCAAAACCUUCCGCCUGUGGAUUCUGGGCGAGUGCCUUAUUUACACAAAGGAUCUAAAGUACUUUGAAGGCAUUCUAAGUAGUAGCACACUGCUCAAAAAAGCUCAGCUCUACCGAUUUUUGAGAGAUUUUCUUGGCGAUGGACUUCUUUUAAGCACGGGAAACAAGUGGAGCUCUCGCAGAAAGGUUCUCGCCCCAGCAUUUCACUUCAAAUGCCUCGAAAACUUCGUUGAGAUAAUGGAUAGAAAUAGUGGGAUCAUGGUGGAGAAAUUAAGAAGAGUUGCUGAUGGAAAAACAUGCGUCGACCUUUUCAAGUUUGUUUCGCUGGAAGCCCUCGAUGUGACCACAGAGACCGCAAUGGGUGUUCGGGUGAAUGCUCAGAACGACUCGAAUUUCCCCUACACAAAAGCCCUUAAGAGUGUGGUUUAUAUCGAGUCCAAGCGCUUGGCAAGUGUCUCGAUGCGCUAUAACUGGCUUUUUCCACUGGCGGCCCCCCUUGUUUAUCGCCGAUUGCAAAAGGACAUUGCUAUAAUGCAGGACUUUACGGACAAGGUCAUUCGCGAACGACGAGAGAUUUUGGAGCGGACAAGAGCGGAUGGCACCUACAAACCGCUGAUAAUGGGAGACGAAGAAAUCGGCGGCAAAGCGAAGAUGACUUUGCUGGACAUCCUGCUGCAAGCCUCCAUCGACAACAAGCCCCUAAGUGAUGUGGAUAUCCGCGAGGAGGUGGACGUUUUCAUAUUCGCCGGGGAUGACACCACCACUAGUGGGGUGUCCCACGCCCUACAUGCGAUAUCCAGGCAUCCCGAAGUCCAGGAGUGCAUCUACGAGGAACUAGUUUCUGUUCUGGGACCGGAUCCCGACGCUUCGGUGACCCAAUCCAAGUUGCUGGAACUUCAGUAUCUCGACUGCGUGAUCAAGGAGACGAUGCGCUUGUAUCCACCAGUUCCUAUACUCGGAAGGUACAUUCCCGAGGACCUGAACAUUGGCGAUAAAACCAUUCCCGGCAACACAAGCAUUUUACUAAUGCCCUACUAUGUCUACCGAGAUCCGGAGUACUUUCCGGAUCCCCUGGUCUUCAAGCCGGAGCGAUGGAUGGAUAUGAAAAUGACCUCGCAAACACCUCUAGCAUAUAUUCCCUUUAGUGCUGGACCCAAGAACUGUAUAGGCCAGAAAUUUGCCAACCUCCAGAUGAAAGCGCUGAUCAGUAAGGUCAUUCGUCACUACGAACUGCUCCCGCUUGGCGAGGAUCUCAAAGCUACGUACACGUUCAUAUUGAGCUCCUCAUCGGGAAAUAAUGUUGGCCUUAAGCCGAGAACAAGAGUUAAAUGAUUAAGCGAUACAUAUGGUUAAUAUAAUCGCCUUCUCUUUUUUUUUUAAUUUAUUUUAUAUUAUACGGCAGGAACAAACCUAUUUUUACUGAAAAUCGAUACCAGUGGAAAAGUUGUCCUAAUUUAAUGGCCGGCUGUUUAGUUUCAUUAAACUAUUUGUGAUAAUGUACGUAAUUGUGAAGGUAUCUUUAAGCAUUUUACAUCAAAGAACUCCCGAUUUCUUGCUGUGCAUCCUGCGUAGUAUUUUCAAAUGGCUCUACCUUUUUUGGCAUUCCAUGACUCAUCUGCUGAAUCCACUUAACCCACUUCGAUGUUGAAGCCGCCACCCACAUGUGCGAAAUUUCCAUAAGCCAAUUGCAGAAACCUCAGCCCCAACGAUCCCAGAAAAGCUCCACAAGACAACCGACAACCAGUAACGACAGUUUUUUUGUCACAACUCCAGCAUUAAAACAU
Drosophila erecta is the source of this 2072-nucleotide messenger RNA. RefSeq names its product probable cytochrome P450 4d21 (gene Cyp4d21). The coding region runs from base 88 to 1620 and encodes 510 amino acids. NCBI's taxonomy places the organism in Eukaryota, Metazoa, Arthropoda, Insecta, Diptera, Drosophilidae. Gene Ontology annotation, molecular function: monooxygenase activity; oxidoreductase activity, acting on paired donors, with incorporation or reduction of molecular oxygen; iron ion binding. The record is from RefSeq and is a predicted model, not a curated record. The transcript is spliced from 5 exons.